This is a messenger RNA of Helianthus annuus (common sunflower), 681 nucleotides long. RefSeq names its product cyclin-K-like. Bases 1 to 681 code for a protein of 226 amino acids. The record is from RefSeq and is a predicted model, not a curated record. The transcript has a single exon. NCBI's taxonomy places the organism in Eukaryota, Viridiplantae, Streptophyta, Magnoliopsida, Asterales, Asteraceae.
AUGGCUACCUAUGAGUGGUUCUUUACUCCAUCUUAUCAUAGCUCUCCCGCUCAACCACCUUUAGAUGAUCCUCAACUUCAAGUUGUCUCACCACCACCACUCCCGGUAGAGGAGCCACCGCAGCAGCCACCACAACCACCUCCCGAGCCUCCGAGGCGAAGGAGGAACGCUCGCAUGUCCGUUAGAGGAGGACCCCGUUUUAGUUCUCCUCGAGGGUUGAGUUCCUAUCCCCCUAUUCCAGAGGACCCUCAGUUGGGUGGGCCCUCAAAUGCGGCACCGGAGGCUGAUCCUCCGCAAGCUUCUUAUGCACCACCUAUGCCGCCUGUGGGAUUUGAUAACCCAAUUCCAACGUACCCAGGUUCUUCCGGGUACAAUCCUUAUGGAGACCCGUCGGGAUAUCCAUUGGGCUAUGGAACUCAUGACCCAUAUCUUACGGCUGCGCAGUAUCAUCACCUUUAUCCUUCUUCUUACCCUCCUAUGCCUCCAACUGACUACCCUAUUCAGGGUUAUCAGUAUCCUCCGUAUCAGCCACCUCCUUCCCAGCAACUACAGCAGCAUCAACAAAAUCAGGAAAUCUUGGAGAGGUUGGACAAGGUUGAGCAGAAGACCAAGAAGAACAAGGAGAGGCAUAUUAGCUUCAUGAAAGGCCUCGCCAACCUUAUCAAAGGGAAGAAGAAAUAG